GGUGUCCGCAUUGACCCCAAGGACCUCAAUGCCAUUUUGUCACUAAGAGAAAAGUCACCAAGCACCAUUGGAGAAGUACGAAGAUUGCUGGGAUUCUUAAGUUAUUACAGAACAUACAUUCAGGACUUCUCUAGAAUUGCCAAACCCAUCUAUGAUCUUCUGCAAAUAAAGAGCAAUAAUGCACAUGGAGUGAUGGAAAGAAGCAACAAAACCAAAGGGAAAAGUAACCAGCUUCCUUCUAAAACACCAGUGGUCUGGACUGAAGAACACAAGAAUACCCUGGGAACACUGAUUGACAUUCUUACCCAUCCACCUGUCCUGGCUUAUCCUGAUUUCAACUCUCCAUUCACUCUCCAUACUGAUGCAUCUGAGAAGGGUUUAGGCGCAGUUCUCUAUCAAUGGCAGAACGGAAAGUUAAGGGUCAUUGCAUAUGGAUCUAGAACUCUUACCCCAGCAGAGAAAAAUUACAAUCUUCACUCUGGCAAGCUUGAAUUCCUAGCUUUGAAGUGGGCUAUAUGUGAGAAAUUCCGUGAUUAUCUGUUUUAUGCAUCUCACUUCACUGUAUACACUGAUAACAACCCCCUGACCUAUGUGAUGAGCACCGCCAAGCUAAAUGCUGUGGGUCAUCGUUGGGUGGGAGAAUUGUCCGAUUACAACUUUGACAUCAAGUACCGACCAGGAAAGGAAAAUAUAGAUGCUGACACUCUUUCUCGUUGUCCUCUGGACAUAGAGCAGUAUGUAGCCUCAUGUUCAGAGGAAAUGUCAGUUGAUGCAGUUCAUGCAACCUGGGAAGGGAGCCAGGUAGCAAAGAAAAGGGAUGUAGCCUGGAUAGCUUCUCUCAAUACAACUCAGAACUCUGACAUUACAAACACAUGCCCAGAAUUCUCUCACCAUGGUUUUCUGUCAACAAUAAAUCACAGUGAGUUACAGAGAGCACAGAAAGAAGAUCCUGCUAUUAGGGAAAUAAUCAAACUUAAAGAAAACAAUCAAACUCUCACCACUGAAGUCAGAAGAGGGUUGCAUGGUCCAGCCAAGAAGUUACUACAUGAGUGGAAAAAACUGCACAUCGACAAUGGCUUGUUGUAUCGCAAGACCACUCAUCAGAAACAACUGGUCUUACCUGCUGAAUUUAAGAAGAAGGUCCUGAAGCAUCUUCAUGAUGAUAUGGGUCAUGUGGGUACAGAAAGGGUGAUACAUCUGGCAAGGGAGAGAUUUUACUGGCCACAUAUGAAAGUUGACAUUGAAAAUUAUGUUACCAGAAGAUGUUCGUGUAUUAAGCAAAAGAAGCCUGUUACCCAUGAGAGGGCUCCAAUGGGAAGCAUCACAACCACUUUUCCUCUUGAACUCGUUUCCAUAGAUUAUCUCCACUUGGAGAAAAGUAAAGGGGUUUUGAGUACAUACUAGUUGUUGUUGAUCACUUUACCAGAUAUGCUCAAGCUUAUGCAACCAAGAACAAGUCUGGAAGAACAGCAGCCGAAAAGAUAUUCAAUGAUUUUAUUCCACGAUUUGGAUAUCCAAAUAAGCUGCAUCAUGACCAAGGAAGAGAGUUUGAGAAUGAGCUGUUCAAGACCUUGAGUAGACUCUCUGGAGUUGGACAUUCAAGGACCACACCCUAUCACCCCCAAGGCAACCCAGCUGAGCGAUUCAAUAGGACUCUUCUACAAAUGCUGAGAACACUCCAAGAAAAGGAAAAGGAGAAUUGGAAAGAGCAUCUACCACGUGUUGUCCAUGCAUAUAACUGCACAAGACAUGAGGCAACUGGAUUCUCACCCUUCUACUUAAUGUUUGGUCGAUCUCCUCGUUUGCCAGUCGAUCUACUGUUUGGACUGAAUUUAGAAGAAACAGAUGAGUCUCAGACAAGAUAUGCUGACAGAUGGGCUGCGCGAAUGAAGGAGGCAUACAGAAUUGCAAGUGAAAACAGUAGACUGUCAAGUGAAAAAGGAAAAAAAUAUUAUGAUCGUCGGUUGAAGGGAAUCACUCUGCAUCCUGGAGACAGAGUGCUGGUCCAGAAUAUGAUGAGAAAAGGGGGACCAGAAAAACUUAAGUCUUACUGGGAGAAGCAAAUAUACGUCAUUAAAGAACAACUAAAUGACACUCCAGUUUAUAGACUUUGUCCAGAGAAUGACCCAUCCAAAAUCCGUACUCUGCAUAGAAAUCUGCUUCACCUUGUAAAUGACUUACCUGUUCUGUCACCUGUAUCAGAGAUGCCACCUGCAGCAGAAAAGGGGAAGAACAGAAUGACAAGAAAGACAAGGUCUAAAUCAAAGAGAGACACUUCAUUAAACAGUGAUACGACUGACUCUGAGGAUGAAAAUACACACUACUGGAUAAGGAUGCCAGAAAAUAUACAGAAAUGUGCUGAAAAUCUACAACCUAUGUGGUCAAAAGAGAGAAGAGAAUCAGAAGAACUUACACUUCCAAGUCUCGGAGGACCUGUAAGUGGAAAGAGAGAAAGCAAGCAAAAAGAACAACCAACAGAAACACAAGCAGACGAAGAAUACUUACCUGUAGAUGAGGAGCCAUUUGUAUCAGAGAGCAUAGAUAAGGAAUACUUACCUGUAGAAACACAAGCUGAUGAAGAAUACUUACCUGUAGAUGAGGAGGCAUUCAUACCGAAGAGCAUCCAUGAAGACAGAGGCACUCCUGUUAUCCUAACUAACCCACACACAACUACACAAAAUCCCCUUUCAAUAGAACCCACAAGAUCUACAAGAAAUCGAAGACCAGUGCAGAGACUCACCUACUCACAUUUAGGUCAGCCAUCAUUACAGACACACACAUCAGUUAAUACUUUAGGGUUUAGUGGGACAUCAGCCAUGCCAGCAAGCAGUUAUUCACAAUACUACUCUUAUCCAACACCAACAUUCUACAUACCUGCUCUUUUUAUACCAUAUCAGACACUGACACCAUUAAAUAACCCCAUAUUUGCCUACUGAAAGAUAAAAAGGAACCAAUAAGGUUAUUUAAACAAAAUAUGGAGGCAUUAGCUUUUUUGUUGGGGAGAGUGUGACCACCCCACAACAUAUAGUUUGGGUCACAAAUUAAAUUAUUUGUACAUAUUCCAUUUUUUUCCUGUUUAUCUCUAUUUAUAUGUGUAUAUAAGGUUUAUUUAAAUUACUUAAAUGUAUUGUAAUGAGCUUACAAUAAAGAGUUUAGCUGCAUUUUCUGAAUUCGGAAUGGCAGUUAAGAGAGAGUUGAGUUACCGUGACGACUACAGCACAUCCUCAGACAACAAAGAGGACCGUGAAAGCAACAACUAACUCUCGUCUCUCUCAUUUCCUACUAAGUUGAUUACUGCUUACAGUCUUCCCAACUGCCUGGGACCUGUAACA
Labeo rohita (rohu) is the source of this 3332-nucleotide messenger RNA. RefSeq lists its product as uncharacterized. The coding region runs from base 1665 to 2936 and encodes 423 amino acids. The transcript is spliced from 2 exons. Lineage: Eukaryota; Metazoa; Chordata; Actinopteri; Cypriniformes; Cyprinidae. The record is from RefSeq and is a predicted model, not a curated record. Gene Ontology annotation, molecular function: nucleic acid binding.